Molecule: messenger RNA, 816 nt
Organism: Frankliniella occidentalis (western flower thrips)
Lineage: Eukaryota; Metazoa; Arthropoda; Insecta; Thysanoptera; Thripidae
Product: myb-like protein X
Exons: 5
Coding region: 1-816 (271 amino acids)
Source: RefSeq, a predicted model, not a curated record
AUGGCCAGAGAUAUUUUUUCAUCCAAAAUAGUUGCCCUAAAUUCCCUAGUCUCCAGUAUAUUUAGAAAUACAUUGUCAAUAGACAAAAUGAACGGCAUGGAUGAGAAUAUGAAGAUUCUCAACAGCGGAAAGGAGCUGCUCGAGAUGCAUUAUCAAUACCUGCACCUUGUUGACAGUGAUGAAGACACCAAUGAUGAUGACGAAAAGAGCAAUGAAGGCAAGAAAGAAGAUGAAGAUAAACAUGACUCUACAAGUGAAAAAGAAGAGGAAGAAGAUGAAGAUAAACAUGACUCUACAAGAAUGGUGUUCCUAAGUUUUGUAGCAGCACCUGUUCCUCACCUUACUGCCAAGAGAGACGAGAUGAAUACUACCCAGAUCUACAAGAUGAAAUUCUUAGGAAAAUCAGCGGAACAAGAAAAGAAAGUCAAGAGGGAGGAGGUGGAUGAUGAAGACACCAAUGAUGAUGACGAAAAGAGCAAUGAAGGCAAGAAAGAAGAUGAAGAUAAACAUGACUCUACAAGUGAAAAAGAAGAGGAAGAAGAUGAAGAUAAACAUGACUCUACAAGUGAAAAAGAAGAGGAAGAAGAUGAAGAUAAACAUGACUCUACAGAUAGGGACAAAGAAGAGGAAGAAGAUGAAGACGACAUGAAAGAAUGCCUAUUGUGCGGCUUCCAGCCAAAGACGAAAUAUGCAAUGAAAAAGCAUAUAAAAAAUCACAGGGAUGCUGACAAAUUCCGCUGCACCCAGUGUGUUUUGUUUACAAAAGUCUUCAGAAAGACCAAUGUUUUCCCUAUUGUUACCUUCUGGUAUUGUUAA